This is a messenger RNA of Thyridium curvatum, 2544 nucleotides long. RefSeq lists its product as uncharacterized. Gene Ontology annotation, molecular function: ubiquitin protein ligase binding. Gene Ontology annotation, biological process: ubiquitin-dependent protein catabolic process; protein ubiquitination. Gene Ontology annotation, cellular component: Cul3-RING ubiquitin ligase complex. NCBI's taxonomy places the organism in Eukaryota, Fungi, Ascomycota, Sordariomycetes, Thyridiales, Thyridiaceae. The record is from RefSeq and is a predicted model, not a curated record. The transcript has 3 exons. The coding region runs from base 1 to 2544 and encodes 847 amino acids.
AUGAUGCAAGGCAGAGGGAAGAUUCGCGCUCCUCGCAGAGGCGUGGGCUCACGAGACAAUGCCGACUUCGACCAGUGCUGGGCCUUGAUCUCAGAUGCCAUCUCCGACAUCCAUACCCAAAACGCGGGCAGACUGUCCUUCGAACAGCUGUAUCGGGCCUCAUACAAGAUCGUUCUUAAGAAGAAGGGGGACCAGCUCUACAACAAGGUCAAGGAAUUUGAGGAGAACUGGUUCAGCACGAGGGUGGUCCCCGAGAUCUUCCAGCUCAUCACCAGAAACCUAGUCGCCGUCGCUCUGCAUGAUGCCACUGGCACUUCUGCAAACGAACGUAGAGCGAUCGGCGAGAAGUUUCUCAGGGGCUUGCGAGACGCCUGGGAGGCGCACAACAGAUCCAUGAACAUGGUCGCCGACUUCCUCAUGUACCUCGACCGAGGCUACGCCACCGACAGCAAGCGACCCUCCAUCUACACCGUCACCAUUGGUCUCUUCCGGGACCACGUCCUGCGGACGAGCCUUGCAGCCAAGGCGAGCGAGGGCGAAGACCUGUCAGGACUGAGCGCGGAGGACCUGGCUAGUCGCAACAUAUUUGACGUUCUCAACGCAGUCAUUCUCGACCAGAUCAAUAUGGAGAGGGAGGGCGAUGUUGUGGACCGGACCAUACUGAGGGACUGCGUUGCCAUGCUCGAAACUCUAUACGUGACCGAUCUGGAAGAAGAGCACGAGAAACUCUACAUAACAGGAUUCGAAGAAUGCUUUCUGCAUGACAGCCGGGCAUACUACCGAAAUGAGUGUCAAAAGCUGGUCAGAGAGGGCAAUGCAAGCGUAUGGCUGCGGCACACCAAGCGGCGCCUCACUGAGGAGCAGGACCGGUGUGCCACUACUCUAUCCAAGCUUUCACUGCACAAGAUCCUCAAGGUUGUGCAAGAAGAGCUUAUUAUGGCCCACCUGGACGACUUCUUAGCCAUCGAAGGAACCGGACUGAGGGCUAUGCUCGAUAAUGACCGAUUUGACGAUCUGUCGAUCCUGUACCACCUUAUCUCGCUCGUGGACCCCGACAAGAACGCCCUCAAGUCGGUUCUGCAGAAGCGGGUGAUCGGAAUGGGCAUGGAGAUCGAGCAGGAGCUCAAGAAUACCGACUUUUCUGUUGCCGCGUCCGUCGGGGGUCCUGCUCCAGCAGCCGAGGGUGCGGAGAAGGCCAAGGUUCAGCCACUGUCCCAAUCCGCACAACAGACAGCGGCGGCCAUCAAGUGGGUGAACGACAUAGUCCAGCUCAAGGAGAAGUUCGACAAGAUAUGGACUAGGUGCUUUGAGGAGGACAUGUUGGUGCAGUCCUCGCUCACCAAAGGCUUUACCGAACUGUUCACGCUGUGCAAACGUAGCGCCGAGUAUGUUUCGCUGUUCAUCGACGACAGCUUCAAGCGCGGAGUCAGGGGCAAGAGCGACGUCGAGAUUGAUGCCAUUCUUGACAAAUCCAUCACCAUGAUCAGGUUCCUCACGGACAAGGACAUGUUCCAACGGUACUACCAGAAGCAUCUGGCCCGACGAUUACUGCACAACAAGAGCGAGAAUCCCGAGGUGGAGACACAAAUGCUCGCCCGCAUGCAGCUCGACCUUGGCAAGAACUUCACCACCAAGUUCGAGGGUAUGUUCAAAGACAUGAAAAACUCGGAGGACUUGACGAGCAACUACCAGAAAUACGUUCGUGGAUUGGGCGAUCUCGACAGUAGCAGCAAGGUUGAGCUUGGCAUCAACGUCCUCACGACCAACAACUGGCCGUCUGAAGUCAUGGGCCGCUCGGGUGAUGCUCCCAAGACGCAGUGCAACUACCCGCCAGAUAUCCAGCGACUGCAAAAGAGCUUCUUCACUUACUACCUCAAGGACCGCAGUGGCCGGCAGCUCACCUGGGUGGGCUCGGCGGGCACCGCCGAGAUCAAGUGUCUCUUCCCCAAGAUCUCCGGUCAGGACAAGGGACCUCUGAGCCGCGAGCGACGGUAUGAGCUUACGGUGCCUACGUUUGGCAUGGUGGUGCUGAUGCUGUUCAACGACGUGGCCGAUGGUGAAGGCCUCCUCUUCGAGGAGAUCCAGGCGGCCACAAAUAUCCCUACUGCCGACCUGACUAGAGCCCUGGCCUCUCUGUCGAUCCCGCCCAAGUCCCGGGUUCUACUGAAGGAACCCAUGACCAAGUCCGUCAAGUCCGGCGACAAGUUCAGCUUCAACACGCAGUUUGUGAGCAAGACGCUCAAGAUCAAGGCACCUGUUAUUAACGCGGUGUCCAAGGUUGAGGGCGAGGAAGAGAGGAAGGAUACCGAGGAGAAGAACGGCCAGAUGCGUAAUUUUAUCAUUGAUGCCGUGGCCGUCAGAAUCAUGAAGCAACGCAAAGAGCUUCCACACUCUCAGCUCGUUAGUGAGAUCAUUACGAUGCUUGUUGGCCGCUUCCAGCCCGAGGUUAGCAUGGUCAAGAAGCGAAUCGAGGACCUGAUCGUCCGAGAGUAUCUCGAGCGAAUCGAGGACGCAGAGGUUCCCUCGUAUCGCUAUUUGGCUUGA